AUGGGCUCGUCUUCUUUGCCCCCGUUUGCCCCAUUUCCAACCGCAGCAUGGAAGGAGCUGCUGUCCAUCGACGAGUGGAACGCCGGCCUGGGUGCUUGGAUAUCUCUGGCUGAGGCCCAUCUCGCCCUGUCUGACGCCGACUUCUCCAAGCAAACCCUCGGCGAUGAAUCAGUGUCUCAGUUCCUCGCUUCCUUCAUGAGAGAGGUCGCCGCCCACGGCUCUGCCCUGCUUGGCACCUCGGCGCCCGCCAGGCUGCUUCUCAAGGACUGCUUCCUGCUCGCCGCCAGGGUCCUGAGGUCCUCCUCCCCACCGGUUGUCCUGCUGCAGUGGGAGUUCCUGUCCGACCUCAGCCGUGUCUACUCCAAGAAGCGGGCCAGCAGCCUCCUCUCUUCCCUCUCGGCCUCGUCCCACGACACUGUCGAGGCAUUCCUGGGCCCUGUCAAGAAGUUCCUCAUCAAGAACCUGGAUAAUGGCCUCAACGGGGACCUCAAGUCGGUCGAGCAAUAUCUCCACAGGCUGAGCCACCUCAUCAGCGCAUCCCCUUGUGCUGCCUCGUUUUUCCUCGCAGGGAGUGAGUUCCUCGACGGCCUUAUUGCUUGCUACAGGAUCAUGAAUCCCCCCUUGAGGAAGACCAUCAUCACCACCACAUACCUCAGCCUCAUGGGGCUGGUCGAGAGCAGCCCCCCAAAGCUCUCCCUGCUCACCGACCAGCUGUAUUCGCUCAAGACCGCUGCUGAGGACCACAAGGCCGGCCCGACCAGCGCCAACGACUCCCUCGUGCCCGAGCUUGUCAGCACCACACCGCUGCUCCAGCAGAUCAAGCAUAGGCUCGAGGCAUCGGGCACAGAGAACGCCCGCACCAAGAACAUGAUCAUGGACCUGGAGGCCUUCCGCAAACCUGGAGUUGGCAUGAAGCCAAAGCGUCUGGUUAGGCGCAAGAUCGACAAGGGUAAAGGCGUGGCCCUGGACGACCACGAGGCCAUGGCCGGUGAUGUACAUGUCCACCACAUGAGCCAGAUCACACAAGUACAGGAUCUCUUCCCAGAGCUCGGGUCUGGAUUUGUGUCCAAGCUGUUGGACGAGUACGGCGGCGAGACGGAGCAGGUCAUCGCACACCUCCUCGAAGAUUCAUUGCCGCCGCACCUCAGCGCGGCGGAUCGAUCUGAGCCAUUAUCCACCACAACUGCCAAACCAAGACGGCGGUCCAGCCUCUUGCCGCGCUCAACACCGCCGCUCCUCCCCACCCGGCGCAACGUAUUCGACGACGACGAACUAGACCGUCUCGCUGUCGACGCCUCCCAGCUUCAUAUCGGCAAGAAGGCCCCCGACAAGACGGCCGACGACAUCCUCGCCGAUCGGUCCACUGCCCCCAACAAAGCUGCCAUCCUGUCGGCGCUGGCAGCCUUUGACUCGGACGACGACGAGCGUGACGACACCUACGAUGCCGCAGAUGUUGGCGGCACCGUUGAUGCGGCAACCACGGAGGACCCCGCCAACGACAACGAGGAGACCCUGUGGAGGACGUACCAGAGCACGCCUAAUGCCUUUGAGCGCGACCAGGCCACGCGCAGGAGCGCGGCCAGGAGCAAGCUCAAGGACGACACGGGCAUGACAGACGAGGCCAUCGAAGGGUGGGCUGUCAUGCUGUCGCGCAAUGCCAACCAGAACCGCAGGUUGGAGAUGAAAUACAGCGCCGCCAACACCUUCACCGGGCAGCAGAACGAGCUGACGAGCACGGCAUGGCGGGCGAGUCCAGCCGGGUCGGGCGCGGAACAGUCCGAUACCGACGGCGGUGGGCGCGGAGGGCGCGGCGGACGAGGUCGCGGCGGCAGGGGGCGGGGUCGAGGUGGUGGUGGCCCAGGCCGUGGCGGCGGGAACGUUGCCGGGCCGAGCGGCGAGCACGACACGGAGCAGGCGAGACGCCGGAAGGAGGCCAGCAAGAGCCAGAGGGCAAACCACAGCAGGCGUGACCAGCGGGCCAAGAAGAUGGCCAGGGGUGGGUUUCCCGGCUGA
This is a messenger RNA of Diaporthe batatas, 2013 nucleotides long. RefSeq lists its product as uncharacterized. The transcript has 2 exons. The record is from RefSeq and is a predicted model, not a curated record. Bases 1 to 2013 code for a protein of 670 amino acids. Gene Ontology annotation, molecular function: ubiquitin binding. NCBI's taxonomy places the organism in Eukaryota, Fungi, Ascomycota, Sordariomycetes, Diaporthales, Diaporthaceae.